AAACAGCGUCUGUAGCAGACAACUUACGGUAUUGCACCUCUGUGACAGCUAUUUUGUUUUAAAUAUCAUUGUUAUAUGGAAAGCGGAAAAUUUUAAAAUUAAUAAGGUUUUUGACGAAAGUCCUUAUAAGUUAUUAUCCAACCUAUCAAGUCCUUUAACUCUUUAAGGAAAUUUGAGGAUGGAAUGUUCUUCUGGACCCAUAAUCAUUCGAUUGUUUUCUAAGGAUUCUGCCACAUUAAAUUCGAUAAUGAGGCAAGACACAAAUUUCUCUGACAUUAAUGACAAACUUCGUGCUGAAGAAUACAAAAAAGAAAAGGAGGGAAAUUGUCGAGUAGGAAUUUUUCAGGAGUGUAAACCUAGCGUGAAGAAAAAAGACCCUGACUGGAAUGCAACUAUUGCAAAAAGAAAGUUUUUGAAUGCUUGGAAGAGCCUCUUUCCAUUUUUAGACUAUAAUUUUCGAAAAAAAGUAAUGUUUUGUAAAAUUUGUCACCAGUACAGUACCUCUAAACAAAAAAAGUUACCAUUUGUACGUGGAACAAAGAACUUUAAAUUGUCAACCGUUAAAUUCCACCAAACCUCCAGUCUUCAUUCGAAGUGCCUUAAGCUUGCUGCUCAGAAAAUAAAUGGCGUUAAUUCUUUUGAACAUGACAUGCAGAAAAAAAGGGUUGUUAGCAUUUUCAAACUGGUUUAUUUUAUGGUCAAGUCCAAAAGUUCAUUCACUAGUUUCCCUCAAUUGUGCGCGGAUCAGAAAAAACUGAAUUUGGAUCUAGGACAUGCGUAUACCACCCAUCAUAAAGUGGUAACCAGUUUUUCAAAAUUCAUAGCUUCCAAUAUAGAAAAAGAUAUUUCGGAAAAGAUUAAAAAUAUCAGAAUGUUUUCGUUGGUGUUAGAUAGGUCUUUUUCAAGAGGAACUGAAAGUCAUGAAAUGGUGUACUUGAAAUAUGUUGAUGGUGCUAGCGUGAAAACAAUAUUCCUUGGAGUCGUCCAAUCAAAAGGCGUAGAUGCUAAAGAUAUGUUCGAAAACUUAAGUAAACUUUUCGAAAGAUUUGGACUGAAGCAAUGGACACAAAUGCUGGUGUUCAUCAUGGUGGACUUUUCCAAAACGCGUUCAUGGAUAGAUGGAUUAGUUGCACUCAUUAAGGACAACUCGUCACAUAUAUUUGUAGGCAUGAUACCUCUUUUAUCUCACAAAAUUCAUCACUUCCAUAGAAUUUCGAAAAUCUUUUCAUCAAAAAAUGAAUUAUUAGAAACAAUAUCUAGCAUUUAUCAAUAUUAUUACUCACUUCAGGUUGAAAAUAGAACAUUAACUAAUCUAGACAAAGAGCUUGACUCGAUCAUAGAAGACUAUGGUGAAUUACCUAAAAAACCGUCUAUGGUACCCAUUAAUCUAAAUACUCUUGAAGCUGUUGAUAAAGAUUGGUGCUUGUUAGUUGAACAUUUAAGGCAGAAAGAUGUCAACCUUGAAUCCAAACACGGUAAAGAUAGACGAAACAUUUUGUCUUCUAUAACAAAAUUAAGCUUCAUACUAAACUUGGGUCUAUAUUUAGAUGUAUUUAGAAGUGUAUCUAAUUUUGGAAAAACUUUAGAAGAUGAUUGCUUUUUGCCUUACAAUUUCAGCACCAGCCUUGGAAAUUUUAGUGAUAAUUUAAAAAGUGCUUGCAACGGAAAAGAAAAUGUUUUUCAGCAAUAUUUGUCAGAUUUAAAUUUAGCUUGUUCAACUUUUAGAAACAUAUUUAUCAAUUUAGACCGAAAUAAAGAUUUUGUUUGUAAAGAUGCGCAGAAGCAAUUUCAGCCUUUAAUUCAUUAUUUUAAUGAUAAAGUUUUGGACAGAGUAGCGUAUCUAAAUUGUACGAAAAUCUUAGAUUUCGAAAGCUUGAGAACUCAGAAAAAUAUGGAAAACUCACUUUCCGAGUUCAGCAAUUGUUUUUUGCAUUUUCAGAACAAAGCUGAGAGUCUACAAUUGGCAUUAAGAGAAUGGAAUGACUUUAGCAGCAGGAUUACUCCUAUUUUUGCUUCUGAAAACACUUCGCAUAUACGAACGUUUUUAUUGCAGGCGAUACACAAAUAUCAUGAUGAUUUUCCAAUUGUAACUGACAUUUUAAAGAAGACUGUGCUAUUGGAUUUUCAUUCUGAAAUUAUGCGACGAGGUUAUAAAGAAAUGAAUUUAAUUAAAUCAGUUGAGCGCAGUUCACUUUCUGUGAAUUCCUUACAAGCUUCAAUGAUGAUAGUCAUGCAUGGACCACCAUUUUCUGAA
Messenger RNA from Parasteatoda tepidariorum (common house spider), 2254 nucleotides. NCBI's taxonomy places the organism in Eukaryota, Metazoa, Arthropoda, Arachnida, Araneae, Theridiidae. The record is from RefSeq and is a predicted model, not a curated record.